Epinephelus moara (kelp grouper) is the source of this 927-nucleotide messenger RNA. Its product is annotated as olfactory receptor 11A1-like. The record is from RefSeq and is a predicted model, not a curated record. Gene Ontology annotation, molecular function: olfactory receptor activity; G protein-coupled receptor activity. Gene Ontology annotation, cellular component: membrane. Gene Ontology annotation, biological process: G protein-coupled receptor signaling pathway. The coding region runs from base 1 to 927 and encodes 308 amino acids. The transcript has a single exon. NCBI's taxonomy places the organism in Eukaryota, Metazoa, Chordata, Actinopteri, Perciformes, Serranidae.
AUGGAGGAUGAGUUAAACGUAACAUAUAUAACUCUUGAUGGGUAUGUGGAUUUACAGAAAUACAGACAUCUUUAUUUUCUGAUUAUGUUCGCAGUAUAUAUGCUGAUAUUAUGCUGUAAUUCUUCUAUUGUGUAUCUCAUAUGGACAAAAAAAAACCUCCAUGAGCCUAUGUAUGUUUUCAUUGCUGCUUUGUUACUGAACUCGGUUAUUGUUUGCUCUGCAAUGUACCCAAAGCUGUUGGUUGACUUUUUAUCUGAAAAACAGAUCAUAUCUUAUUCAGCCUGCCUCCUUCAGUUUUACAUUUAUUAUGCUAUUGGCAGUUCAGAGUUCUUACUGUUGUCAGGCAUGGCCUAUGACAGGUAUGUCUCUAUAUGUAAACCUCUGCAAUAUCCAACUAUCAUGACAAAAACCGCAGUGAGUAUUAUCCUGUUUUUUGCUUGGCUUAUACCUGCCAGUCAUAUCGCACUCCCAACAAUACUGAGUGCUCAAGCAAAACUGUGUCACUUUACUUUACCAGGAAUAUUUUGUAACAAUGCAAUUUACAGACUUCAGUGUGUACAGUCAAAAGUCAUUUCUAUAUAUGGUGUCAUUGCUUUGAUCGAUCUUGCAAUUCUGCCUUUCCUUUUCAUAGUUUUUACAUACACAAAGAUAUUUGUUAUAGCCUAUCGAAGUUGUAAAGAAGUCAGGAAAAAAGCCGCAGAUACCUGUUUACCUCAUCUACUGGUCUUAAUUAGUUUCUCCUCUUUGAGUGCGUAUGAUAUCAGUAUAGCUCGAUUGGAAUCUAAUUUUCCAAAAACUGCACGCUUCAUAAUGAUGUUACAAAUAGUUUUGUAUCAUCCUUUGCUUAAUCCGCUCAUAUAUGGGCUCAAAAUGAAGGAAAUUUCUAAACACCUCAAAAGGUUGUUCUGUCCAGCCAAAAAGUUUUGA